This is a messenger RNA of Hemicordylus capensis (graceful crag lizard), 1137 nucleotides long. RefSeq names its product olfactory receptor 51H1-like. Gene Ontology annotation, biological process: G protein-coupled receptor signaling pathway. Gene Ontology annotation, molecular function: G protein-coupled receptor activity; olfactory receptor activity. The record is from RefSeq and is a predicted model, not a curated record. The annotation marks the transcript as partial. The transcript has 2 exons. Gene Ontology annotation, cellular component: membrane. NCBI's taxonomy places the organism in Eukaryota, Metazoa, Chordata, Lepidosauria, Squamata, Cordylidae.
AUGUAUUUCUUCCGUUCCAUCCUUACAUGUUCAGAUCGAGGCCUUUCCCUUUCUACUGUUAAUCCAGUAGGAGUAAACCAGGACAUUUGUGGGAAAUGCCGUAUGUUUUAUAUGAUCUACAAUAUCACAUCUCACACCAUCUUUAUGGUUCCUUUGUAUCGUCAUACCAGAAGUCCUUGGUGGAUGAUGUCAGCUAUCAGCAGGUUCAAUGACAGCAUUGUGAAGACCCACCACUCCUUUAUCCUAACCGGCAUUCCUGGGAUGGAGGAGCACAACUCUUGGAUGGCCUUUCCGCUGGGGCUGCUCUAUGUCCUGACUCUCCUAGGAAACGUCACAAUCCUCCUUGUCAUCAAGACUGAGCAAAGCCUCCAUGAGCCCAUGUACAUCUUCCUCUUCAUGCUGGCCUGCUCAGAUCUAGGGCUUGCUAUGACCACCAUGCCAACCAUGUUGAGUGUUUAUUGGUUUGACUCCAGAGAAAUCACAUUCAAUGCCUGCAUCAUCCAGAUGUUCUUCAUCCAUAUAUUUCAGUGGAUAGAAUCAGGGAUACUUGUGGCAAUGGCUCUUGAUCGCUUCAUUGCCAUAAGUUAUCCCCUGAGAUAUACCACACUUCUCCCUAAUUCUGCUAUUGGAAAAAUAGGAAUAACUGUCUUCUUCAGAGGUUUCUGUGUGUGCUUCCCAGGGCCAUUCCUUAUUAAACGGCUACCCUUCUGCAAAUCCAAUGUGCUCUCUCAUUCCUACUGUCUCCAUCAGGAUGCAAUGAAUUUGGCCUGUGCAGACUUCAAAGUCAAUAUGCUGUUUGGUUUGAUUGUGGUCAUUUGCACCUUGGGCUUGGAUGUUGUGAUCAUUCUUGUGUCAUACGUCCUGAUCCUGAAGACUGUGCUGAGCAUCGCCUCUCAUGAGGAGCGUCUCAAGACUUUGAACACUUGUGUCUCCCACGUCUGCGCCAUUUUGAUCUUCUAUGUUCCAAUGAUUGGUGUCACUGUGGUACAUCGAUUUGGAAGAAGCCUUUCUCCUAUUGUUCAUAUGCUGAUGGCCAACAUCUAUAUUAUUGUCCCACCUCUUCUUAAUCCCAUUGUGUACAGUGUGAAAACCCGUAAAAUACAAGGUGCUGGUUAUAAAGCCUUAAACAGCUUAGGC